Molecule: messenger RNA, 4305 nt
Organism: Schistosoma curassoni
Lineage: Eukaryota; Metazoa; Platyhelminthes; Trematoda; Strigeidida; Schistosomatidae
Source: the annotation of a GenBank genome assembly
GAAAAACCAAAAUCGUUCAGGGUGGCGCGUUGCACGUAGUUUGUUGUUCGUUAUGAUGUUUGCUUCUUAAAGUUUGUUUACUUUUCUAUAGUACAUGUAAAUAGCCUAAGUCGUGUAUAUUACUAACACAAAUUCACUUGUUUUUUAAUCAAGUCAGCAGAAAUUGUUGACAUUGGACCAAAUAAACGUUUUGUUGGGUAAACUACCAACAUAAGUUUCUGCAAUAUCUGACCUAACUGUCUUAAUAAGAAUCAGUCUCUUUUUUAUUAGGUUUGGUACUGUGCUCUUGUGCAUUCAGAACCGUGUUUAUUGUUUGGUUUCAUGUCCGUAUCUCGCACCAAAAGUGUUCUUCAAGUUAGCAAUAGUAUCUAGAAUCGAUCAUGGUUUUCAAGGGAUGCUUUAUCUCCCAUCGUACUGGUUUAUACUUCCUAUCCAAAAGAAACAGUUAUUUUGGAGUAUCUCACCUAACUUACACUUUAAAGCAUUGACAACCAUAUUAGUCAUACUGUGUUUAUAUGCUUUGAUAUAUCUAAGCUGUAUUAAGUACAUUUGCAUUCAUCUGAGAUAAAGAUAGUCUGUAAGCCAAAUGUAGCAAUACAACAAGCUAUUGUGACAGUUUGUUGCUCGUGGCUUUCAGUAAUUAAGUACGAGUUACUGUAUUAGUUAUUAUGUAGAGAGUCAAUGAACUACUCCACUAUCUAGACUAAUUUCAAAAAAUAAAAUUGUGUACAUGAAAGAUUAAAGCCUUUACGCGAAUAACCCCCCUAUUUUCCUUGAAUUUGUACAACCCAUAACCUGACAUCAUUGUAAUCUGUAGAUGACAAUAUCAAAGAAUCCACAUUUUGUACAGCUUAGAAUUUUCACUACCAUCCUGUAAUAAAAAAACACUUAGAUCGUCUAAAAAGCGGACAAUUUUUUGUGAAGAUACAUCACUGGUUUGGUGGCUAGAAGAUUCGGUUUUAAUUGUUGAGUUUUAGGCCAAUUUCCAACCCACUUUUGGUAGUACUGUUAAAGCUUGCAAGCGGUGUAACUCAAGUGCGAUUUAAUAAACAUGUGCUCAGUUAAUGAUUUACAUUUAUUGACAAAAAGAAGACAGUUUUAAGGGGAAGCGAUUCAGUGAGUAAUUCUUCCAGGGCUUCUAUCAAUAAAAAUUUAUUUUAUUUAUUUAUUUAAACACAAAUAUUGGUGUAAAGAGGUACCGAAAUAUGUGCGCUACACAAAGUAAUCAGUCAGUUUGUGUUUGGGCUGAGACGCUGUCCGAAUGCCUAAACUUGAAACAGGUGGUUUCCUUAGACGGCCACAACCCGAGCCUUCGGCACAGGUCUUAUCCACAAGGCACUGGUACAACGUUAAGAGAUGCAGUCCCAUGGUAGCCGAUGACCAACAAUAGGCCCAUUCGCCAUUUGUUCCCUUAAGAUUCUAGAGCUCGUGUGCUCCGUAGGUUCAGAAAAUCAGGGUUUCCCAACUUCCCUAGGUUGAUUCUCUGUACUCACCAAUCCUGUUUACGCACCGGACAUUCGAUUUUCUUCUCAGCUUUCUAAACAAUAACCUCUGCGAAAAUGCAGUGAAUAGGGUUUCCUGACAGUAGUUAUAUACGCGUAACCAUACGAGAGCAUUUUGAGAGAGUAUGCGGGCUCUUUCCACCGUCUGACGUACCGUGACAUUCGGGGGCGUAUCGGUAUAAAGACACUGAUAUAUCGGAGUUUGUACUAAAUAGAGAGAGCAUCUAGAGUACAUUGUUGGUUUUAAUUAUAAAGAUGGCGUAAUUUGAACAUAUAUAAGACCACCUAGAUCUCUUCACCGUUUUCGAGCUCAGGUCACUGGUUUUUGUGCAGAGGUGCCGUCUUGAUAUUACUGUAGUGUGUGACGAGUUUCAAGGCAGAUUUCGUCUACUUUGGAUAGGUAUCACUCAAUAGAGAGUUGCCACAUUCACCUUUGAUAUGGUUAAUCAUACGAGAUAGUUUAGUCAAUUCUAGCAAUCUAGUUUUUUGUGGCAAGUAUUUCAAACUUAGUGCAACCCAGUUACCAGGUAUAAACGAUCGUCCACUCUAAUGCUCUUUACCCCUAAGUAUUCUACAGGAAUUUUAAAAUGACCAGGUAUAGGUUUAUUUAGUCAAUAUUAAGCCAUGUUUCGUGUUAACACUAGCUGCUCAAACCUAAGUACGUAGAAGAAAGAUUGGACCCACAACUCCGAGUGAAAGUCAAGAGGUUUAAACACUAACCCAUCCAUGGUUUACCAUGUUCCUGAGCUUUCGUUUUUAAAUUUCCAUUUACGUAUUAUUAGCUAAUCUCAUUUAUUAGUAUUUUCAGGUACCUGGAUUUAUUUCCACAGAUCUGACAAUAACUGAUGGCAACCGGGAGGCUUGUGAAGCGAAAAAACAAAUCAACGAGUUUCCAAACGUUAUUUGAUCAAAUUCUGUGCCGAUCAGAUAAGUUAUAUAAAGGAUCUGUAAAGUCAGACGAAAAUAUACUCCAACUACUAGAUGUUUUGGACAAUUGUCGUAAUAAGUGGAAAAGUACUUUCAUAAAACUGUAUUCCGUUCUGCGCGUUCAAAAGUCAGAAGUUAAGCGAUUGACAAAUUUACAGGCCCAUACCCAGGCUAUGUUCGAAGCUGAAGUUCAGAAACGACGUCGUAUAGAACGAUCAAGGAAAUCUCUUGAACACAAGAUUAAUAUGAUAAGACAAGUGCUGCUCGUUAAUGAUGUUGAUAGCGCCAGACGUCAUCUUGAUGCGAUUGACCUUUCCACGAAUGAAAUCAAUCAGUCUUGUAAUGAAUGGUCAGUAGGUUCUUCAAUCGGACACGUCAAUACACCUAUCGAUUCAGAGUCUGUUGUCAAAAAAGGCCGUAAUAGCGGUCGCAUAUCGAAGAAAUUGGGUAGAGCCAGUUCAGUCAGUCAUACUGGUGCUGCCAGACGUUCUGCUACAAAACAAGAAUUACGAUGUGCUUCUGUGCAAAAGUUUAUCGUACGUCGUUCAGGAGAAAGUUUAUCCUCAAAAUCUCCACAGAAUAGUGCACAGAGACUAGGAACCAUAAAUCGUUUAAAUCGUCCUCACAAUUUUGUUUCACGAACUGUAUUACGAAUGGAAGUGUGUAGUGCAUGUGGUCGCCGCAUUACUUUUGGUAAAGCUUCUUACAAAUGCUUAGUUUGUCGUCUUGUAGUACAUCCGGCGUGUCGACAAAUGCUUAUUCAAACUUGUGUACCACCGAGUGUACCACGUGCAAAUUUCACUUCCCAAACAAGUGGUCGCAAUCUACCAACACCCCAUCACAUUUCUGCGUACAUUCCUAUUUCACCAUUAACACAACCUCAAACUCAUGGUUACGGAGAUCCACUACUUUCUAGUCCGACAUUUGCCAAUAGAAUGAGAUCGCGCAAUAUAAGCUUGUCUUUAUUAUGUCCAUCUGAUCAGUUUCCACGAGUUCCUGCACUGGUAAUACAUUGUGUGAAUGAAGUUAUGGCUCGUGGUAUGAAAACUGUUGGACUCUAUCGAGUCUCUGGUUCUGAAAAGCAAGUUCGAGAUUUAUAUGAAAAAUUCCUACGCAGUCGAAGUACACCAAGCUUGGCAUUAAUAGAAGAUAUUCAUGUAGUCUGUGGGUGUUUAAAGUUGUUUUUGAGAAGUUUAGAAGAACCUUUGGUAACUUACCUUCAAAGACCGAAUUUUGUCGGAGCUAGUGAACAGUAUCUAACUAAUCCUACAAAAGCAUAUGAUUGUGUUUUAAAUGUCUUGAAAAAUUUACCGACACCUAAUCGACAUACUUUGUCAUUCAUUAUGCUUCACUUAAAGGCUGUGUCUAAAACAUCACUAUGUCAAAUGGGUGAAGAUAAUUUGGCAAAAGUUUUUGGUCCAACAUUAGUUGGUUAUUCUUGUCCAGAGCCUCAAGUUAUGCAAGCUAUCUCUGAAACGAAACCACAACAAGAUGUUCUACGAUUACUUUUCAAUCUUUCUGACGACAUCUAUUCAUCGUUUCUAUCGGAUUGGGAUAAUACUUCUGAAAAUAAUAGUGAAACACGUACAAAUUACUUCACAUCUUUAACUACAGAUAUGAGUUCAUCAGAAAUAACACCUAAUUCACAUAAUAAUAAUAAUAAUAAUCGACUUUGUGACAUGGGAGGAUCUACUCGUAAAGGAUUUUUACCCAAUCUUUUAUCAUCAUUUCGAGAUAUGUCUAGUUAAAAUAUAAUUAAUAAUAAUACACCCCUCUGUUGAUUUAUUUACUAUUGUACUUCUUUGUUACUUCCACACUACGAAAGAACCAUACAUUAUCCUUUUCUAAACAUUAUUACAUGUAUAAAAUAAAAAGA